AUGCAGAAGAAGGAGCGAGUGACGGGUGGAGAACUAACAGGGGCUGGCAGCAGGGCCAUGGGGCAGCCUGGCUCACGUGGAGAGCUGGAGUGGCAACUGAGGACAGCUGAUGUAUUAAAGAAAGGAGGAAGGCUGAGUGACAGCGAGAAAGGGAGCCAGGCCAGAGACGCCCAUUCGUUACAAGGAUCCAUUAAAAGAAAACUGGAAGAUGAUAGCUCUCCUGCCUCCAGUGGCGUGCCUGAUGUCAUUUUCCCAAAUGACAGUAAAAGACUUUGUCUUGAUGAUGUAAACCUUGCCAUGGGCCAAGGUGCCAAUCCCAAUGUGGCGUGUCCAGAAAUGCAAAGUUCUCCGUUCUCCACCAGUCACAGCACUUCUUCCCUGGGAGUUGCAGGUCAUUCAGUGCUCCUCGAAAACAAUCACAUGAAUGGCGGUGGCAUUGGUUCCCCGUUUUCAGUGCCACCCAACACAGAAAUAAAUCAGAAGGGGUCAAUAGGAGGGCAAAACAAUAACAUUGUCCACUAUGAUGAGAAAGGACACAGCUUACAGUCUGUGGACCAAGAGCUGCAAGACCUAUUGGAAGAGCUGACAAAAAUGCCUGAUCCUUCUCCCAAUGACCUGGAUCUGGAGAAGAUUUUAUGCAGCAAGGCUGAAGAGCCACUUGGGCUGAGUCAUUCUCAACCAAGCAUAAGUACAACUCCAAAGUCCUCCCCACAGAAUUCCCACUUGGAGAAUCAUGUUGCUAACAAAGAUUUUUCUCCAGGCUGCAAUCCAACCGGUGGAGGAUCUCCUCAGAUGAGACCAUCAUCCGCUGGAGCUAACUUCCAAGUUCCUCCCUCAAACAAACCUGCUGCAUCGCCCAUCUCCACAGCAGCUCAGAGCAAGAACCAGCCACCACCUAUGCUUCCAGUACCCUUACCCAACAUGCCUGGCUCCAACUGGCAUGCUCAGCAGCUAAAGCAGCUGGCAGCUAGCAAGCAGGUGUCUACUACUAAGCAACAAGUACAGGCUGCCAACUGGCCAACUAUGUCUCCUCCUGGUCUCUCUCCUCCUUACAGGGCAGGAUCAUCCCCACAUCAUCAACCUUUCAGUCCUCAGAAUGUUAUGGUGUCUGGCAUGCCUGCUAAUAAUUUACCAGGAAACAACAUUCAGAGUCCUCAAAACACUCUGCUUUCAAGCAUGACUUCCAGCAGCACCCCAUCCAAUGGCCCCUCUCCUCCUUAUGGGUCUGAGAAGCUCUCCAGUCCAGCUCUGAACCAGCAGCCCUUCAGCCCGCAGAGCUCCAUGCUGCCCACCCUGACGGCAGCCAGCUUACCAGCCAACAACAUUAAAAGUCCACAGAACAGCUUGGUUGCCAGCAUGGCCUCCACAAAUACUGGACCUUCUCCACCGUACAGGCCAGAAAAGCUGUCGAGCCCAGCUCUGCAUCAGCAGCCCUUCAGUCCUCAAGGUACAUUAAUCUCUAACAUCACUCCCACCAGCAACCCCACGAGUAUGCAGAGCUCGCUUUUUAAAUCAAUGACUACAAACCAGUCCAAAAAUAUGAACAUAAUUAUGCAACAGCCAUCCAGUAGCUUGCAGCCAGGUCUGGUGAAUGAGAGCCCUGUUAGCCAAGACCAGUUUUCUUUCAAUAACACCAAACCACUGUCUCACUUUGCCUCAGAGUCAGCUGCUCAAAAGAUGUCACCUCUGACAGCAGGACAAGGGCAGCAGUCUCUCAUUCACUAUCUCCAGCAGCAGCAGCAGUCUCCAGCCACGCCGCAGUCCCAACAGGCUAACAAUAGCCAGUUUCUCCAGCAGCAGUUUCGACAGCUGAUCCAGCCACAUCGGAUGCAGAGACACAUGCAGCCAGCCACGUUGCCAUCUCAAAGCAGACAG
This is a messenger RNA of Antrostomus carolinensis (chuck-will's-widow), 1875 nucleotides long. RefSeq names its product mastermind-like domain-containing protein 1. The transcript is spliced from 2 exons. The annotation marks the transcript as partial. NCBI's taxonomy places the organism in Eukaryota, Metazoa, Chordata, Aves, Caprimulgiformes, Caprimulgidae. Gene Ontology annotation, cellular component: nuclear body. Gene Ontology annotation, biological process: regulation of transcription by RNA polymerase II. The record is from RefSeq and is a predicted model, not a curated record.